GAGUCUUUGCUUUCUGUUUAUUUUUUAUCAAGUAUUGCUUUUUGGCCUUUAUAUUCGCUUCGUUGGGACGUUUUUCAUUUUUGUUUCCCACGCUCGCACUUUUUGUAUUUUUUGGCUUGUAACACGCGUGUUCUAUUAUAAAGAUUAUAAAGUAAUAAAUAAAAUAUUCCGUAAAAAAUGUCUGCUGCUAUGCCAAUUAAUCCCAAACCAUUUCUGAAUGGUCUAACGGGUAAAGCUGUGAUAAUCAAACUUAAAUGGGGACAUGAGUAUAAAGGUUAUCUGGUGUCUGUGGAUGGCUACAUGAACAUGCAAUUGGCCAAUACAGAGGAACACAUUGAUGGUCAAGUCACCGGAAAUUUGGGAGAAGUCUUGAUUCGUUGCAACAACGUUUUGUACAUUAAAGGCGUCGACGAUGAAGAUGAAGAAGGCGAAAUGAGAGACUAAUAAAAAGUAUAAACCAUUUAUAAAAUUUAUAAUGGUCAUAGCUUAUAAUGUACUAGUUUUACGUUUAUUUCAUGUAUAAUA
Messenger RNA from Musca domestica (house fly), 525 nucleotides. Its product is annotated as small nuclear ribonucleoprotein F. Gene Ontology annotation, molecular function: RNA binding. Gene Ontology annotation, biological process: spliceosomal snRNP assembly; mRNA splicing, via spliceosome. The record is from RefSeq and is a predicted model, not a curated record. Bases 178 to 444 code for a protein of 88 amino acids. Lineage: Eukaryota; Metazoa; Arthropoda; Insecta; Diptera; Muscidae. Gene Ontology annotation, cellular component: catalytic step 2 spliceosome; U1 snRNP. The transcript is spliced from 2 exons.